AUGGCCGGCCCCGACCCGUACCCCUACGCCUCGGCCCCGGACAUCGUCCGCGCCCACCAAAAGGACGCCUACUUCGCGGGCCACCUCGCCAACGCCCUCGCCGACCUGCACCGCCGUCUCGCCGGCGCCCGCGCCGCCCACGCCGCCGCGCCCGAGGUUCGCGCCCUCGCCGCGCCCCUGCUCUAUCUUGGCCUCACCACCCUGCCGGGCAACCGCACCCUCGGCGAGGAGUACUGCGACCUCGUCCAGGUCCACGCCCCGGGCGGCAGCUUGCCCGCGCUCAGGGCUCGCGCUGCCUACGUCGUCGGCGCGGUCCUGGUGCCGUAUCUUGCCGCGCGGGGUUUGCCCCGGCUGAGGGGGUGGGUGCGCGCCGUCAUUGACCGGCGGCUCGAGAGGCUUCGACGGGACGCCAAGGCCCCGUCGCCGUCAUCUUCAUCCCUGUCCUCUACCGCCAGGGAGGCGCGCAUCCUCGACUACAUGGCCCGCCACCUCCCCAGCCUCAUGUCGGACGCGCCCCUCAACGCCCUCGUCCUCGCCCUCUUCUACUUCAACGGCACCUACUACGAGCUAACCAAGCGCCUCCUUUCCCUGCGCUACGUCUUCACCCGCACCGUCCCCGACACCCCCGACCGCGCCGGCUACGAGGUCCUCGGCGUUCUUCUCGUCGUCCAGCUCGCCGUCCAGGCCUUCCUACACCUCCAUUCCACCCUUCUCCUGGCCCCCUCGGCCUCGACCUCGUCCGCGCCCGCCGCCUCCUCCUCGUCGACUUCAUCCGCUGCCGCCGUCGGCUCCCCCCCCCGCCAACGCGGGCCCUUCCAACGCGCCACCGUCGACGUCUCCCUCGACCACGUCAACUCGUACGCCGCAAACAGCGACCUGCUCCUCUCCGAUCUCGGCGCCUCCCCCGGGCCCCAGGCCAGCCGCGUCGACCUCGCCACCGCGACGCACACCCCCGUCGCCGCCGGCCCCCGCUUCGACCUCGCCGACGAAAAGGUCAUGCCCUACAUCAGGGGCCAGCAGCAGCGCAAGUGCACCCUGUGCCUCGAGGAGCUCAAGGACCCCGCGGCCACCCAGUGCGGUCACGUCUUUUGCUGGGGAUGCAUUGGCGACUGGGUCAGAGAGAAGCCCGAGUGCCCGCUGUGUCGGAGGGAGGCCAUGGUGCAGCACAUUCUGCCGCUGCGGGUCAUGUAG
Messenger RNA from Hirsutella rhossiliensis, 1191 nucleotides. Its product is annotated as pex2/pex12 domain-containing protein. Bases 1 to 1191 code for a protein of 396 amino acids. NCBI's taxonomy places the organism in Eukaryota, Fungi, Ascomycota, Sordariomycetes, Hypocreales, Ophiocordycipitaceae. The record is from RefSeq and is a predicted model, not a curated record. Gene Ontology annotation, cellular component: peroxisomal membrane. Gene Ontology annotation, molecular function: zinc ion binding. Gene Ontology annotation, biological process: protein import into peroxisome matrix. The transcript has a single exon.